This is a messenger RNA of Fusarium proliferatum ET1, 408 nucleotides long. RefSeq lists its product as uncharacterized. The record is from RefSeq and is a predicted model, not a curated record. The transcript has a single exon. NCBI's taxonomy places the organism in Eukaryota, Fungi, Ascomycota, Sordariomycetes, Hypocreales, Nectriaceae. Bases 1 to 408 code for a protein of 135 amino acids.
AUGUUCCGACGCCGCACCCAACGCCUUCUAGAUUCUCUCAAGGAUCUACGGUACACAACCAAGACUCAAUGGGGUCAACAAUUCGUUCAACUGCAACUGGAGUCACCCAACCUUGACCUCAACGAAGACGAUGCCUUUUCUUUGUUAGGAGGUAUACCUACUCAAGGCGGCCCUCACGACAAGCAUCUUCGGAUCGCGAUCCUGGUGGGGAUGCGGUCAGGGACAGAAGGAUACUGCAUACAGGAUGACUCUUCGGUCACUGAGAUUGCCUGUAAACUUGCCAUGUUCCUGCAGGAGGACCAGCAAGUCCUGCGAGAUGCUCCCUUACCCUCUUAUGCUAGCUCAUUUACAUCUGUGGCAUCAGAUGAAACACUGGUCGAGGGUACGGACGACAUUUAUGUCUCAUAG